Messenger RNA from Microthlaspi erraticum, 3960 nucleotides. Lineage: Eukaryota; Viridiplantae; Streptophyta; Magnoliopsida; Brassicales; Brassicaceae. The record is from the annotation of a GenBank genome assembly.
AUGCCAAUGGAAACUCAUCAACAAAUUGAUAGUAAUAUCAGUUUGAUUGAAGAUUCCACAAUGGAGCUGCUAGAUAAUUUGUUCCCAGCCAUUAGAAGAAAUUUUGAAGGUGGAGUCGGUCCAUCUGAUCAGCCUGCUCAGGAAGAAGAUUUUGUUGAUGAUCAGGAAGAAGAUUUUGUUGAUGAUCAGCCUGCUCAGGAAGAAGAUUAUGUUGAUGAUCAGCCUGCUCAGGAAGAUUCUGCUAAUAAUUCUGAGGAAAAAAGAGCGUUUGAUGAGUUGCUUUCAGAUGCCAAUGAAGAGCUUUAUGAAGGAUCAGCAUUCUCGAAGCUUUCUUUUAUGCUUAAGCUAUAUCACAUCAAGGUUAUCUCUAGAGUUAGUGAUAAAGGGAUGUCCAUGAUUAUUGAUCUUCUUAAAGAAGCAUUCAAACAUGCAAAGCUGCCAGAUUCGUUCUACGAUUUGAAGAAAACAAUCAGUAAGCUCGGGUUGGAUUAUGAAUCAAUACAUGCUUGUCCAAACGACUGCAUGUUGUAUUGGGGAGAAGAUACUGAUCACGAUGUCUGCAAAAUCUGUGAAACGUCAAGAUGGAAAACCAAAAAUGGAGAAAGUGAGGAGGGUUCAAGAAAGAAAAGAAGGCAAGCUGCAAAGAUUCUACGGUACUUUCCACUGAAGCCACGUCUAAAGAGGUUAUUCAUGUCAUCAAAAACUGCAUCAAAACCUAGAAAUGUUCGACUUGGUUUAGCCACUGAUGGUUUCAACCCCUACGGUUCUAUGAGCACAAAGUAUAGUAUAUGGCCAGUUCUCUUAUUUCCAUACAAUCUCCCUCCUUGGAUGGCAAUGAAGCAGUCUUCAAUGAUUUUGUCGAUGAUCAUUCCAGGAAAACAAAUGCCUGGAAAUGAUAUUGAUAUCUACUUGCAACCUUUGAUAAAAGAACUCAAGGAAUUGUGGUCUGAUGGUGUUCAAACUUUUGAUGCUUCAGAAAACAAAACGUUUUCCAUGCGUGCAGCUUUGAUGUGGACUAUAAGUGACUUUCCAGGGUUUGGAAAUCUCUCUGGCUGGAAUACAUAUACAGGUCUUGCUUGUCCAUCGUGUAACUAUGAUGCUACUGAGCUACGUCUACAACAUGGUAAAAAGAAUUGCUUCAUGGGUCACAGACGGUUUCUUGGGUCUGAUCACAAGUUUCGAUAUGAUAAGCAGCAUUUUGAUGGUAGUGAAGAGCUUAGAAACCCUCCAAUUACACCAUCGGGCUCAACAAUCUUGCAGCAAGUAGAAAGUGUUGAUGUUAUUUUCGGGAAACCAACAGAGAUUAGCAAAAGGAAACGAGAUCGUGCUGAAAGUAUGAGAGAAGGAAGCAGCAGACAACAAUGGAGAAAGAAGAGUAUCUUUUUUGAAUUACCGUAUUGGGAACAUUCAUUGCUAAGACAUAACUUAGAUGUUAUGCACAUAGAGAAAAAUGUCUUCGACAAUGUGGUUUUGACAUUAUUAGAUGAUAAACAAAAAUCCAAGGACAAUCUUAAGACAAGGAAAGAUCUACGGGAGUUAGGUAUUCGUUCUGAAUUAUGGCCAGACAACAAUGGGAAGUAUCCUCCAGCAUCAUUCAAGCUAACCAAUAGUGAGAAAGAUACCUUUCUCAGUAUCUUAAAGAGUGCAAGACUCCCAGAUGGAUACUCUUCAAAUUUCUCAAGAUGUAUUGAUCAGAAGCAACGUAAAGUUCAUGGUUUUAAAAGCCAUGACUGUCACAUUAUUAUGGGUCAUUUGUUACCAAUUGCUAUACGUAGCAUAUCUUCAACACAUGUGACUUCUGUUAUAACAGAAUUGUGUCAUUUCUUUCGUGAUAUCUGCUCAAAGGCGAUCAGUAAUAGUGAGUUAGUGAAGCUGCAAAAGCAAAUUGUCCUUACCUUAUGCCACUUAGAGAUGUUAUUUCCUCCUUCCUUCUUUACUGUGAUGAUGCAUUUGACUGUCCACUUGACUGAGGAAAUAAAACUUGGUGGCCCUAUCCAAUUUCGUUGGAUGUAUCCAAUUGAGAGGAAUUUCUCUCGUUUCAAAGCCUAUGUUAGAAACCGUGCUCAACCAGAAGGAUCUAUAUGUGAGCAAUACUUGGCAGAUGAAUGCCUCACUUUUUGUUCUAUGUAUCUUGAUGGGAUAGAGACGAGAUUCAACCGCACACGAAGAGUAAAUGACAUUCCAAUGUCCACUCAUACUCUUGGAUCAGACUCGGCUAUUCCUGUUUUCUUUCCAUCACUAGGGAGGUCUAUUGGCGCAAGUCAAUAUGCAACUCUAAGUCCAAUAGAGAGACAACAAGCGCAUCGCUAUAUCUUGAUUUGUUGUCCAUUUCUUGAUAGAUUACGAGAAAAGUAUAAAGAAGAGCUGAGAAGAGUAAACACUCGUGGUAGGAAACGACGUUAUACUAUAGACAUUGAUCGAGCAGUUCAUCUUCACUUUGAUAGAUGGCUUAGACAUAAAGUAGAGAAGAAUGAGAUUGAUGACAUUAAUGAUGAUAUUAGAAUUAUUGCUAAGGGUCCUUCUGAUAGAGUUUUGAAGUUCUCAUCAUAUAACGUCAAUGGUUAUAGAUACAGAACAUUAGAUCGAGAUGGUGAUUUGAAAACACAGAACUGUGGGGUCUAUACAUCGGCUGAGACUGUGAGCUAUUCAUCUUCUCGUGAUCAUAAUCCAAGGGCGGGUAAUGUUCCUUACUACGAUACUCGAGAUAGUCGUGGAUACAAGAGAGACGGUUUUGGUCAUAAUAUGGUGAAUUUCUCUCGUAUAAUUCAUAGCGGUCAAGGUGAGGAAGAUGAACCAUUUGUAUUGGCUUCCCAAGCAAAGAUGGUGUACUAUAUCGAAGACCCGAGUGAACUUGGUUGGAAUAUAGCUGUUCAUAUCCAACCUAAGGACUUGUAUGAUAUGGGUUUAUCUGAUAUAUCAGAUGAUCUAUUUGAAGAUAUUGACAUAAGUGAUUCAUGUGCCAAUGAGGAAUUGCUCAUCUCGGAUGAUAUACAGAAUGUUCAACUAGUUAGAGAUGUUUUAGAUGAUGAUGAUGACAUGGAUGAAUUUCAUGAGACACAUUAUGGAGAAGGGAGUGAAUCAUAUUUUCAGCAUGAUGAGCAUCUUGAAAAUACCAAUUUUUCUCAGUUUAUGCAUACACAAGGACGUGAGAGAGGAAAAUGGGUGGUUAACGUAAUAGAUUCAGAAAGAAAUGUAACCGAGGAACGACUUAAUGCCCAAGAUAUAUGGGGAAUGGAGAAUCGUAAAGUCAUUCUUGAGUUUGGGCCAUAUGAUCAACCUGAAGGAGGAAGUGGAGGUCUAUUUGGUACGUUUCUAGGACAGCUGAGUAAUGACUUGAAUAAGUUUCCGAUAACUUAUGAAGACUGGAGGAAAGUACAGUCAUGGAGAAAGGAUGAUGUAUGGGAUUACAUUCAGACUAAGUUUGAUUUUGAUGCCUCAAUCAAUCGAAAGAAGUUUAUCAUGAAAAGUCUAAGUCAAAAAUGCAAAGGCCUAAAAACACGUUUAUGGCGUUCUUGUCGUCGCAAUACCCCUGAGGAAUCUAUGGAAGCUAGACCAGAUUUUAUUCCAAAAGAGCAGUGGCAAGACUUUGUGCAUAUGCAAUUCACUGAAAGAGCUAAGAAACUAAGAGACCGAAAUAUAAACAAUCGGAGCUAUUACAAGAUACCUCACACUUUAGGGAAGAAGAGCAUUUGUCGAAAAUCUAAAGAAAUUGAAAAACUUGCUCAUACAAGGACUCUAAAUACAGGAAUCGAUGAAUUCUCUCAAGUUUUUGGAGCUGAACGUCCUGGAAGUGUUCGUUGCGUUGGUCUUGGUCCUACUCCUUCCACCUUUUUCAAGAAUCGGCCUACAACAACAGCAGAGAAAACAGAAGUUGCUUGCUUGAGGAACAAAGUCAAUUAUCUUGAAGAGGAACUGGAAAAGUUGCGUGAUGUGGUUAACAUGAUGAAAAGCAGAAGUUGA